UCAGCCCUUCUUAUUCUCAUUCUUCUCCCACUCUCAUCUUAUUGCAUUCAAAUUCAGUAUCCCUUUUGAGUAACCAGUUUGCAGAUUCAUACGUACCCGUUUUGUUUCUUGACUGUUAAGUUUUUUUUGUUCACCGACUUCGGAUUGGCGGCGAUGGGUUUCUUUUCUUCUCCUAAAAGAUUACUGGGUUCUAUUUAGUUUUUCGAUCUUCCUCUGUUUUUGUGAUUUUCUUUCUUGAAUUGGGUUCUGGGUUUGUUUGAUUUUCGUUUUAUAUUUCAGUAAUUUGGCGAUUCGAACCGUCAUUGAUUGGCGGUGAUCGUUUUCGGAUUCUAUAUAGCCCAGUUUGAUAUCUGGGUUCUUUGUUUAGUACUCUGUUUUCUUGUUCGUUGUGUCUGUAAUCGAUGGAGAACAUUCAGGAUCAAUGUCGGUUACAGUUUCAGCUAUUUGGAAGCGAUCACCGUCUUGAAAAUGGAGUUGAGCCUUUAAUGGCUUCCAAGACAUCGGGAAACCAUGAUUUCUCCGAUGACGGAGAUUUUAACGGUCCCGAUCAGGAGUCGGUGGUUUCGGAUUCUGAAAGCGGAAUUUCAGGGCCGAGUGUGGAGCAAUUGGAAUGGCGCAAUGGGGAUUUGGUUAAACUUGUGGAACAAGACAAGAUUUACGACCUAAUCGAGAGAAGAUUCGUUAAUGGUUUGGGAAUACUUGGUCCGCAAACCACGGUCUCGGCUGUUUACAAGAAUAGCCACUCGACUCAUAUUGGGCAAGCCCGAUUGCACGCCUUUCAGAUUUACUCGCAAGCAAUAGCGAAGAAAAAUGGGGGUAAUGCCAAUGUCCAGUACGCUUGGUUGGGUGCUUCUAAGGAUCAAAUCAAUAACAUUCUCGGCUAUGGCUUUGCCCAUUGCAACAAGCCCGAGAGUUCGCAGUUUCUUGGCCGUGGCGUUUAUCUAUCCCCUGAUGCUCUUCCUCUAGAAAGCCUGGAAGAUACUGUUGUUGAUGAAGAUGGCUUACGGCAUCUAUUGCUCUGCCGUGUCAUAUUGGGGAAAACAGAGCUUGUUCAUCCUGGUUCUAGACAGAAUCAUCCAAGUUCUGAAGCGUUUGAUUCUGGCGUUGAUGAUCUCUUUGCACCAAGGAAAUACAUAGUUUGGAGCACACACAUGAACACACACAUCUUGCCUGAGUAUCUAAUCAGUUUUAGAACUCCUCCUCCUCCUCCUCCUCGAUCGAAGGAGGCUAAACAGCCUUCGAGAAUGCCAACCUCCCCUUGGAUGCCAUUCCCAGCUCUGAUAUCUGUUCUCUCUAACUUUUUACCUUCUCCAGAAAUUGCCAUGAUCAGCAAGUAUCACAAAGAGCACAGGGAUCAUAAGAUAUCGAGGCAUGAGCUGAUCAAGCGAGUGAGGCAGAUAGCGGGGGACAAGCUGUUGAUACAUGUAAUCAAAUCAUUCAGGGCGCAGCAAAGUAGAAAUGAAGCAAGAAAUGGACAGAGAGCGGCAGGGAGUGUAGAGUCACCAAUCUUGUUGGAGUAGUUGGAUUUGGAACUUGUUGCAGUGUCUGUUCCGUUACAAUGGAGAGACGGGAGCACGAGCGAAGAAGAAUAAGAAGAAGACGGGAAUUCGAGGAGGAAUACAGAGUUAUAAAGCGAAAUGUAUUGGCUGAAACUAAGAUGUAUCUUGGAAACCAUACUGUACAGAAAAAGCUUUUGUUUACAAAUGGAAGAUGUAGCAGCAACAUUAUCAGCAAAAUCUUAUCAUUGUUACUUUAGAAACUAAGUAAACGUGCUUGUACUUGUGCUUGAUGACGACGACCUUGGAGAUGAAUAUGGUCUUUAUGGAGGGGAUAAGGGCUCAGCCUUUGCACUUAAACUUGGACCUCUGCCUAAAAUGAUGCUUGAUCUUGUUCUUAUUAUAUGAUACAGAGUUAGUUGUAGCUUGUGACUAGUAAAUUUAUGAAAUGUGAUUGCAAACCGACC
This is a messenger RNA of Cucurbita moschata (crookneck pumpkin), 1963 nucleotides long. RefSeq names its product probable inactive poly [ADP-ribose] polymerase SRO5. NCBI's taxonomy places the organism in Eukaryota, Viridiplantae, Streptophyta, Magnoliopsida, Cucurbitales, Cucurbitaceae. The transcript is spliced from 4 exons. The record is from RefSeq and is a predicted model, not a curated record. Gene Ontology annotation, molecular function: NAD+ poly-ADP-ribosyltransferase activity. The coding region runs from base 402 to 1520 and encodes 372 amino acids.